Molecule: messenger RNA, 3311 nt
Organism: Helianthus annuus (common sunflower)
Lineage: Eukaryota; Viridiplantae; Streptophyta; Magnoliopsida; Asterales; Asteraceae
Exons: 17
Coding region: 162-3104 (980 amino acids)
Biological process (GO): regulation of DNA-templated transcription; transcription by RNA polymerase III
Cellular component (GO): transcription factor TFIIIC complex; chromatin; nucleus
Molecular function (GO): protein binding; DNA binding
Source: RefSeq, a predicted model, not a curated record
CCACCACAAACAAAACCCCAAUCUUUUUUUACAAGAAAUCACCAUCUGACGCUCUCAUCUUUUCUACUCUACUACCAGUAAGCUCUCAAUUUCUACCCAAAUACUCCCUUAAAUCAACCUAUUAACAAUCUAUUCUACACUUGUUGAUCGAUUGAAAGGGUAUGGAAAUUGUUGUUUCGAUACAAGCAGAAACACCUCUUUCCGUUCAAUCAAAUCACCGUUCAAAAACAGAUACAGCUUGGAAAUACGUCAGUGAAACUCAAGAUGAAACCGGAAAAAAGGUUGUCGUUUGUACUUUUUGUCAAAAAGGCUUUCGUGGUGGCGGGAUAAAUCGAAUGAAGCAACACCUUGCCGGAGUGAAAGGUAACGUUGCAAGCUGCGUGAAGGUACCGGCGGAUGUCAAGCUUCUUAUGCAAGGGAUUUUGGAUGGAAAAUCUCAACAAACAAAAGAAAAGCCUAGUGGGUCGCAUGUACAUAACUUGGAUGGUGAUAAAGCAGUUGAAGCGCAAACAACGAACUCGCAAAAAACUCAUGCAAAUGAGGGAAAAAGAAAAGCUCCGUCAAACUUGCCGUCAAAUCCCAAACGAGUGUUGGGCGAUGAUGAAGGUGACGAUGAACCUCUUCCACCUGGAAUUAGGGUUUCAAAGUUCGAUCAAUCAGUCGAAAAUCACUUCAAAGCGAUGGAUAAAAUCGCAACGCUCUCUGGCGAAUCAGAAUUCGAGCAUGAACAAACUGAGAUUCAUCGAUUAUCCGCUUCCGUUACUUUCUUAAGUCAAUGGAGAUAUUUUUGUUAUCAACCUCGGGAUAUACGGUUUGCUUGCGAAAAGGAAACUUCUAGGGAGAAAAACGUCACAACUAAGGUCAAACUGCCGCAGUUUUCUUCAGCGGUUGUUCCCAAGGAUAUACCAAGUGGAAACGAUAUUUCGUCACCAUUGAGCAAAGAUUUUGUAAUGUAUGUUGGCGGGCCUGUUUGGGCUUUGGAUUGGUGUCCCGGAGUUCAUCAAAGUUCUACGUUCGACACUAAUGUUGAGUUCAUAGCGGUUUCUGCUCAUCCUCCAGAGUCUACAUAUCACAAGAUCGGUGCUCCACUUACCGGAAGAGGUCUGAUCCAAAUAUGGUGUGUGUUGAAUACGGGUCAAAGUCAAGAAGGUGAGACUCGGUUGGUCAAAGUCAAGAAACGAAAAUCUUCCACAAUUACUGACCCCACGAAGUCAACGAGACCAAGAGGGAGACCGAGAAAGACUCCUCGAAAAGAAACGGAUCACGGUGAUCAAUCUCCGAAAAGUCGAAAUAAUUUACUUCAGUUAUUUUCCGAAACGGAAACCGAUGAAAAGUUCAAAACUCAGAAGUCACCGAAGCCAAGAGGAAGACCUAGAAAGAAACCGAUAAAAGAAUCAUCGAACAACUUUGACGAUAGUAAUAAUAAUAUGCAACUGCUUACGGAAUCUACGUCUAACUCACCGAAAACGAGCCCGGAGCCUCUUGCCGUUAAAUUUCCUGACAAUUUUACCCUUUUGACCCCCGGAAUCCUUGCGAAAGCGCAAGUCACCAAAGAGGUUACUAACGUCUAUACUCGAAGACCAAAAAAACACCGUAAAGACCAGUCACCAAAGUCAACAAGGACACCCUCAAAGUCAAAGUCAACAAGGACACCCUCAGAGUCAAAGUCAACAAAUUGUCAAACAGAGAGUGAAAGUCAAGCAAAGGGUGUUGACCCACCUAUAAUAUCACAAAGUCGUGAAAGUCCCAUUGACGAAGAUGAUGUUUUGCCGAGACUUGUAAUGGGCCUGGCCCAUAAUGGAAAAGUUGCGUGGGAUGUGAAAUGGCGGCCGUCUGAUUUCCGUCAUGUUUCGAAACACGUAAUGGGAUAUCUUGCGGUUUUGCUUGGGAAUGGGGCUCUUGAAGUGUGGGAGGUACCUCUUCCUCGUGUUACAAAAGCUAUAUUUUCUUGUCAAAAAGAAGGUAAAGAUCCUCGUUUCCUCAAGUUGAAGCCGGUUUUCUUAUGUUCAAUGUUGAAAUGCGGUGAUAGACAAAGCAUUCCUCUAACAUUGGAGUGGUCAACAUCAGCUCCUCAUGAUCUCAUUCUGGCUGGUUGUCAUGAUGGAGUGGUUGCCCUGUGGAAGUUCUCUGCUAGUAGUUCAUCUAAAGAUACUAGACCUUUGCUUUGCUUCAGUGCAGAUACUGUUCCUAUAAGGGCACUUACGUGGGCUCCACUCGCCAGUGAUCCUGAGAGUGCAAAUAUAAUUGCUACUGGCAGUCAUAAAGGUUUAAAGUUUUGGGAUAUACGUGAUCCGUUUCACCCUCUUUGGGAUAUACCGUAUCAAAAAGUCGUAAAUAGUUUAGAAUGGCUGCCAGAUCCAAGAUGUGUUGUUUUAUCUUUUGAUGACGGGGAAAUAAAAAUAAUCAGCUUAUUAAAAGCUGCAUCUGAUGUCCCUGUUACUGGCAUGCCGUGUGAUAAAAAACCACUACAUGGAUCGUAUAGUUAUUAUUGUUCGUCAUCUUCAAUUUGGAGUGUUCAAGUGUCAAGUUUAACGGGCAUGGUUGCAUAUUGCUGUUCAGAUGGUAAAGUUAUUAAUUUCCAGCUUACAAUAAAAGCAGUGGAGAAAGAUCCGCACAGAAACCGUGAACCGCAUUAUCUUUGUGGGUCCCUAACGGAGGAAGAAGAUUCGAGUCUUACUGUUUUAUCUCCGUUGCCAGACGUCCCCAUUCCGAUGAAGAGAUCUUCCACCGAGUGGGGCGAUACCCCCAAAACGAGUCGUGGCGUUAAGUCUAGGUCAAAUCAAGAAAAGAGAGCCAAGGGCCAAAUCUCUAAAUUCCAAACGCCACCCAAACCAUCCUCAGGAGACCCGUUGGUGAAUACGCAGAAGAACAAUAACGACACUUCACGGGAAGCCCAAAUCGAUAACCAAACGAGUCAAGCACUAGUGUGCAUUGAUGACGACAAUAAGGUUGAAGAAACGAACGUUAAAGAGGAGGAAACCGACGUUUACCCUCCAAAAAUCGUCGCGAUGCAUCGUGUAAGAUGGAACAUGAAUAAAGGCAGUGAGAGGUUGGUGUGUUAUGGAGGUGCUGCUGGAAUCCUAAGGUGUCAGAAAAUUAUAUGAUUUAGGAUUUGAGUGUUGGAUAUGUAGAUUUAGUUAGUUUGGUGGUGUUUGGUUGAAGGGUAUGGGAAUAAGGGAAUGGGUAUGAUUCCUUGUAUGAGUGUUUGGUUCAUAGGGGAGUAUUAUGUCCAAGGAACAUAUUGCAUUUAGUUCAGAUUAUAAUAAUUGAAAUAUUAUUGAAAUAAUUUAAUUUAGUUAAGUAUUAAAUUA